AUGGACCCCUUGUCGUCGUUGCUCGUGCAGCAAGAUGUUCGAUUGGUCCCAGCCUCCUCUGCACAGUUUGCAUCGUCCCAGCAACGGGUCGUUGCAAAAGAGAGGGUGCGUGAGGCCGCUACUGCAGAAGGGCCGGAAGAAGUGCGGACACAGACAACGUGCAACGUGAUCAAUCCUCAAAAACGACCUCGCGCACAUGUGCAUCACGAGACUCUAGAUUCGUCUUCACGUGCGAAGAGGCAGAAGUCCACAAAAGGACUUCGACCUGUCCAGAUAGAGAUAGACUCCUCUCCUUCCACACUGGAAAGCACCGCGCAGAACAAACUCGACCAAGCAUAUUCUGUGACCACCACCAGGAGAGACCAACAUCCACCAACACAACAAGACUGCCUUCCUGUGGAUGACAACAUGCCACCACCAUCGGUUCAAUUGGCUUGUGCAGAUCUCGACAUGCUUCGUGGAGGCGGCCACGAUCUGGGCUUGACUCAUCCCGAUGACUACCUGGAGGAAGAAGACCCGUCUGAAUUCGAGUCUGGACCACUGGAAGGCCUCCAAAGUAUGGCAGAGUACGAGAAAGCCUACCCGUAUACUCCACCUCCUCCCAAAGGUGUUGCUCGGCGAUUCAGUGGGAACAAUGGAAAGUACAGCUCCGAGUUCCAGAUGGCGGCUGAUGAACGUGGGUUGAAGAUCGAGUUCGACUUUCGCGAGAAGGAGAAAGGCCGGUUCUGGGCGUGGCUAAAGGUCAACAACGAGCUUCUUGGCGAAGUCGGACCCUAUGCAUCCAAGAAGGACGCAAAGGAGGCUAGCUGCAAGGAGAACUUGAGCAAGCUCGAAGCUUACGGUAACCUCAAGAAGCGUAAGAGCUCUGGCCAGAAGGACAUUCUGUCAUUGACUCCAAAAGGCUUCGAAGACGAGAACUGGAUAGGCAUACUCAAUAGCUACUUGCAGACAAAGCAACUUCCGACUCCAGAGUAUGGGCCGUCGGGGGUGCACCCUAGCAUGGGUCCUUGGUUCUGCACGGUGAGAUUCAAGGGUAGUCCGUUAACACCCUUUGGAUACGGCAUGGGCCCGUUCGGUAGAAAGAACGAAGCCAAAAAGGUGGCAGCCAUGGAGGCUGUACAAUGGCUUCGACAAGAAGGCAAGCUCGACCACGGCACCAAGCGACGUAAGUCCGACGGGUUCUCCACAAGUCCCGGCCCUGGCGACACUGGCCUCACGCAGAGUGUAAAGCAGCUUGAGGUCCAACCACCUCAAGUCCUCACCAACAGGUCACUCGCUCAGCAAGUCCAUGAUGCAGCCUUGCGUCUCGGCUUCACGCAGCCAGCAUUCCCAACUCAACAGCUGGACGGCUCCUUUGUGAACAUGUGCGCAACAUUCAAUCCCAACGAUGCGAACAGGGAGCCGAGACUCGCUGGCGAGGUCUGUAAAGUUGGCCCAGUCUUCGGCAAGAAACCCGCAAAGGAGGAGUGCUGUCGCGAGCUGUUGAGACUACUCGACAAGAUUGAGCAAAGCAGGCAAUCUCUGAUAUGA
This is a messenger RNA of Fulvia fulva, 1530 nucleotides long. RefSeq lists its product as uncharacterized. The coding region runs from base 1 to 1530 and encodes 509 amino acids. The transcript has 2 exons. NCBI's taxonomy places the organism in Eukaryota, Fungi, Ascomycota, Dothideomycetes, Mycosphaerellales, Mycosphaerellaceae. The record is from RefSeq and is a predicted model, not a curated record.